This is a messenger RNA of Cyclocybe aegerita, 840 nucleotides long. Lineage: Eukaryota; Fungi; Basidiomycota; Agaricomycetes; Agaricales; Hemipholiotaceae. The record is from the annotation of a GenBank genome assembly.
AUGCCUCCAAAAGCUUCAUCUCUGUGCUAUGCUACUACAGGAAAGGCCUGCUAUCACAUCUUGGCAGUCAGACUGCAGAUUGAUCAUGGAUCAGUAAAGGACUAUAUUGAGCUUGAAACUAGUCAGAAACUUCGUGGACCAGCUGCAAAGGGCCAGACACGAAAUCCUAUCAAGGAAAAGACAGGCCGGCGUCAUCAAGCUGCUUCUGAUGCAACAGUUACUAGAGAUCUGGAGAAGAUCUUUUUGCGUUUGAAGGAGGAAGAGGAGGACUCUGAUUCUAAGUCUUUGGCUGAAAGUCCAAUUUCUGAUAUCAAAACCAAACAGGCCAAUAAAGCUCUGGUGUCUCAGCAUCCUCAAACUCCUCAAAAAGGCCGAGGUGUAACAGCAGGCAGACGUCCUGCUGUCACACCACUUCAUCCAAAUCGCACACCUGUUAAGUUCAGUCAGAAAACAGGACCUAAGCCCAAGCCACACAAUUCUCUUCUGCCCUCUCUUCCAAACUCUCCCAUCAAGCCAGUCAACUUUUCCCCCAAAAAAUUACGAAUCAGAGAAUUUCUUCCAACAGCUAAUGAAGAGGCAGAUCUUCUUGAUGAGCAGAAGCUUAGUGAUCUAGACUUCAGUCGGUGGAACAAUUCCACAUAUAUGCUCCGCCAGGAUGAAAUCUCUCUUUUUGUGGACUUGCUCAACUCAAUCAAUACUGGAAUCUUGGGGUCAACAUUGGUUAUUCCUGAUACAUAUGCCUUUCCUGCACAACAACUUGCUAAACUUGACUGGACUCUGACUGACUCUAUCCCUGUUGGGCUUUCUGGUGAUGUAUACACUUUUUAUUCAUUUUUUUAA